CUCUCCCCUACUCCAUCACCACUCCGACUCUCCGUGAGAGAGACGGAGAGAGAGAGGUGGAUGUCAGUCAGCCGGCCGGCCUCCCGUUGCCAUGGCAGCAGCUCUGCCAGCGUGUUACCACGGGCCCAUGAGCAAGGCAGAGUGCGAGCAGCUGCUGGGCAGGAAGAACAAGGACGGGGCUUAUCUGAUCCGGGACAGCGAGACCAUCGUGGGAGCCAUGUGUCUCUGUGUCUAUAAACAGAAGGUGGUGUUCACGUACAGAGUGCUCCAGACCCACGAUGGAAACUACACACUGCUGACGGCCGGAGGUGUGCAGGAGGUACAUUUCAAGAGUUUGGACGAUCUGAUUCGUAAUUACAAGAGGAAGAACCAGGGUCUGGCCAUACAUCUGCGUCACGCCGUCAAGAGGAAGACUUCCCUGCUGAUCCGGCCCCCAAGGCCCCCUGAAGCUCCUCCAGGGGCCCAGGCUGGAACCCAGGCUGGAACCCAGGCUGGAAUCCAGGCUGGAAUCCAGGCUGGAAUCCAGGCUGGAAUCCAGGCUGGAAUCCAGGCUGGAACCCAGGCUGGAAUCCAGGCUGGAACCCCAGCAGGUCACAUGCCUCCGAGGGGCCGCGCCCCUUCACCUGACCAGGAAAACGUCUAUGAAAAUAACCCUUACUCGGAUUACGUGGAGGUCCUUCCUGACGAACAGUUCCAACUUUGAAGACCGACCGGGACCGUUGUCAGAGGAACGGGGGACGUGAAGUCGAGGGGAGGCGGACUCUUUCCCAGAAUCACGAUGUACAUACCGGGACAUUUUAUGUUCAUGAUAAAUCUUUGUUGUUGAAGUUUUAUGUUCUGAUUUUUAUCUUCAGCAGUUGUUUACUCGCUUACAAAGCUCAGAGGGCGUUACAUAUGCAGGUUUGAAUGAGAAGGUGUGUCCAAACAUUUGGUCUAUACUCUAUGUAAAUAUAUAUAGCCUAUAUAUAUCUGUACAGGACUGUCUCAGAAAAUUAGAAUAUUGUGAUUUUCUGUAAUGCAAUUACAAAAACAAAAAUGUCAUACAUUCUGGAUUCGUUACAAAUCAACUGAAAUAUUGCAAGCCUUUUAUUAUUUUAAUAUUGCUGAUCAUGGCUUACAGCUUAAGAAAACUCAAAUAUCCUAUCUCAAAAAAUUUGAAUAUUCUUGGAAUGUUAGCCAUAAUCAGCUAUUUUAAAAUAAUAAAAGGCUUUGUUGUGCAACUCAGGUAGCUUGGCUGUCCAGUUAUCGAAGGCUAAUGAUAAUUCUAUUAAAGAAUUAUUAAUAAUUAAUAAAGUCGACUAUUUAUCAAAUUGAAUUAUCAAAAUGAUAAUAAUUCUCGUAGGGGCACCACCCCCGGGGCCUUAAUCCGGGGGAAAAUGAUAACUAAACAGCAGAAAAUCAGUCUCAUAUGAUUUAGGAUUAUCCUGCAUAACAGUAAAUCUUACUAUCACUUACAGAAUAACAAUUGAAGGAGUGCAAUUCGAGCACUGGCUCUGCUGAACAAUCAGUUUGUGACCAAAUCUUAUAUGAAAUAACAACAACCACUCAUUAAAAAUCAAUCAGGAUUUAUUUACAUAUAGGUGUCAAAAGAUGGUAAAGUAACACCCCGGAUGAAUCCUGAUGGCAAACUACCUUAUUAUAAAACCAUUAAUUAAGGAAAACAACAAUCAAUAAAAAUGAAAUGAAAGUUAAAUGCAUGGAAUGAAAAAAAAAGAGAAUCAAAUGUAAUAAACAUGGUAUCAACGAACAUGUACGGUUCAACAACAUGGGUGGAAGAUGGCUGCCGUAUUUUAAAGAUGGCGGAACUUUAACCACGCCACUUGCAAUUAGAACGGGUGGUGAUCCCGGUGUUUAAACCGUGAUCAACUGGCGAAACGGCGCUUUAAACAUGAAUGACUAGCAGAAAGUGGUGACUACAAAUUAAUGACAACAGUCAUGAUAAUGAUGUAAUCUCAGCUCUGAACACAGAUUUAGCUCUGUAACACUCCCAGUUAAACUCAUACACCCAGGUCCCAAAACCUCACGCCUCCUCGGGUCUCCGGGUCCCGAUCAGGGGUUCCUGCCGGGUCUUUUGGUCGGAGUCUCCAACCCAAGAGGUCUCCCGCCUCUACCGCUCCUCCUCCUGACUCUGGAAUCAAAACAGGACGGUGAUGCAGCAUGAAGCAGCCGGCGCUCCCCCCCCGGUCCGGCGGCUAUCACGUCGUCUCGGGUGCGCGCGGGGCCGGUCCACUUCUGGGA
This is a messenger RNA of Cololabis saira (Pacific saury), 2238 nucleotides long. Its product is annotated as SH2 domain-containing protein 1B-like. The record is from RefSeq and is a predicted model, not a curated record. The transcript is spliced from 4 exons. The coding region runs from base 92 to 703 and encodes 203 amino acids. Lineage: Eukaryota; Metazoa; Chordata; Actinopteri; Beloniformes; Belonidae.